UGUUGCUGGAUGGUGCAAUCGCUUUCCAGCCUUGCAUCGCUGCCGGACGAUCACGCGCCGAGCUCGUGGACACUCAGCCAAUCGGAAGGUGCGCUUUAAGCGUUCCGCCAAUCAAAGCGCGGCGCUGGAAAGUACCAUGUGAAACCCACCAAUGACCACAGGGCCCAUCUGGUGGAUAUUUAGGCAGAGAUGUAACGCUUGGAAAAUCACAGCCGAACCAUUGCGAACGUUGCGGAUUUCUCCUAGUGUUAUCACACAUUACUAGAUCAGGUCCUCCAACCCACUCUGCUGCAGACAUGGACAUCAUCCAACAAGUGCUCAAUUUUGGUGCUGGACCAGCCAAGCUGCCACCUUCGGUUUUGCUGGAAGCUCAGAAAGAAUUGGUUGACUUCAAGGGCCUUGGGAUCAGUGUUCUUGAAAUGAGCCACAGAUCAUCAGACUUCACGAAAAUAUUGAACAGCACAGAGGUGUUCUUACGAGAGUUGUUGAAUAUUCCAGAAAAUUACAAAGUGCUUUUUCUCCAAGGAGGUGGAAGUGGGCAGUUUAGUGGCAUUCCCCUUAAUAUUAUUGGUCUGAAAGAAUCAAAAUGUGCUGAUUACAUAGUUACUGGUGCUUGGUCUUCAAAAGCAGCCAAAGAGGCUGAGAAAUAUGGAAAGGUCAAUAUUGUGCAUCCCAAACUUGCAAGCUACACAGAAAUUCCAGAUCCAAACACGUGGAAUCUUAAUCCAGAGGCUUCCUAUGUGUACUAUUGUGCCAAUGAAACUGUUCAUGGGGUGGAGUUCCAGUAUAUUCCAGAUGUAAAGGGAGCUGUACUUGUUUGUGAUAUGUCCUCAAAUUUCCUGUCUAGACCCAUUGAUGUUUCAAAGUUUGGACUUAUUUUUGCUGGUGCUCAGAAGAAUGUUGGAUGUGCUGGUGUCACAGUUGUCAUAGUGAGGGAAGACUUGUUGGGCUUUGCAUUGAAAGAGUGUCCUACAGUUUUGGAUUACAAAAUCCAGGCAGGAAACGGGUCAUUGUAUAAUACUCCUCCAUGUUUCAGUAUCUAUAUAAUGGGACUUGUGUUGGAAUGGAUUAAGAAUAAUGGAGGAGCUGCUUGCAUGGAAAAGCUAAGCAUCCUCAAAUCAGACAUGCUUUAUAAUGUUAUUGAUGAAUCCAAUGGAUUGUAUGUCUGUCCGGUGCAGAAAAAGAGCAGGAGCAGAAUGAAUGUUCCUUUCCGCAUAGGAGAUAUCAAAGGUGAUAGUAAACUAGAGAAGGAAUUUCUGGACCAAGCAGCAGCACUUGGCAUGCUGUCUCUUAAAGGACACAGAUCUGUGGGAGGAAUACGGGCUUCACUAUACAAUGCAGUAACUGUGGAUGAUGUUGAAAAGCUUGCAGAAUUCAUGAGGCACUUUAAGGAGACUCACCAGUGAAGAGCAGACCUGCACAGUUUUCUGUCUUUUAUCUUUGUAUCACUACUGUACAAAAUAUGGCACUUCAAAUAUAAGCUAUUUUCAUAAUGUAUAAAUCCUCAUUUGUAAACCUAGCUUGUUUCUUUUGUAUUGAGGUCAAACUAUUCUCAUUUUUUCUU
Messenger RNA from Nanorana parkeri, 1564 nucleotides. RefSeq names its product phosphoserine aminotransferase 1 (gene PSAT1). Gene Ontology annotation, molecular function: pyridoxal phosphate binding; O-phospho-L-serine:2-oxoglutarate transaminase activity. The transcript has 9 exons. Lineage: Eukaryota; Metazoa; Chordata; Amphibia; Anura; Dicroglossidae. Gene Ontology annotation, cellular component: cytoplasm. Gene Ontology annotation, biological process: L-serine biosynthetic process. The record is from RefSeq and is a predicted model, not a curated record. Bases 297 to 1406 code for a protein of 369 amino acids.